This is a messenger RNA of Eurytemora carolleeae, 1527 nucleotides long. RefSeq lists its product as uncharacterized. The record is from RefSeq and is a predicted model, not a curated record. Gene Ontology annotation, molecular function: procollagen-proline 4-dioxygenase activity; L-ascorbic acid binding; iron ion binding. Gene Ontology annotation, cellular component: endoplasmic reticulum. Gene Ontology annotation, biological process: peptidyl-proline hydroxylation to 4-hydroxy-L-proline. The transcript has 17 exons. The coding region runs from base 179 to 1363 and encodes 394 amino acids. NCBI's taxonomy places the organism in Eukaryota, Metazoa, Arthropoda, Copepoda, Calanoida, Temoridae.
GUGGUGUACUGUUACACAUUUAUUUUAUACAGUGAGAACUAUAGAAUGUAUUUAAUGAACUCAGUUCUCUUUCUUCUUCUUCUCCAGUUUUGUGAUUGUUAGCUCUAUCAAAUCCACCGUUAGUGUUGGAUAAUGAAAGAAAUUAAGAUGUUUCUACUUUCUAAAGGUAGUUGAAUCAAUGUACAGCUUACAAGAUGUUGAAGCUCUAUUGAAAAUGUUAAAGAAUUCUCGACCAAGGCCAAGAUGCAAAACCUCAAUAAAACACCUCAACUCUUAUGCGAUAAAGCUUAGAGAAAAUGAGGAUUACUUAGAAGAUCCCAUCACAAGGUUUAAAUUCCUGAAGCUUUUAAAUUUCAAUAUUCAAAAAACUUGUGGACUUAUUAAUUCUAUUCAGCUAAAAAAGGCCGGGUAUAAUGCUGGUGAGAUGGGUAAGGUUGUGUUGACCCUGGUUAAUAUGAUGGAAGCCUACAACCUAUCCCUUCAUCAACUUACUGAACCAGUUCUUCAGGAGGAUUGUAUUCUUAUUGCAGGGUUCAUAGAUACCAUAGAUUUACCACAGAGUAUGAAGUUAAAAUAUAUGAAUAUGUUUCUGGAAAAUAUUGAAGAAGCUGACUUUAGCUCAGAAAAGUUGGAAAAUCAUUUUGAAGAAGUUUCAGACUCGCUGUUGGAUAUUCAAAAUGAAGUUGAUUUUCAAAGGAUUUGUAUUUCACACAAGGAAACUCAAGGCACUAAAAGUUGCAGAAUUGAAAGAGGAUUUUAUGAAAACCUACACAUUGAAGUCCUCUCAGAAAAUCCACGGGUUAUGCUUUAUCACAAAUUUCUCACUGAUUUUGAGCUUAAACUUGCCAGAAUGGAAGUGAACAAAAACAAAUUUAAAAAGGGGAGUGUCAUGACAGAAGGGGAUGAUGAAAAUGUUGAUUUCAGAGAUCAUAUAGAAGAAAUGGAGGAUAGUACAUUUUUUGAUAAUGUUCACCUGAGAAUAGACCGAGCGACGGGACUUACUUCGGGAUCUUUAAAAAUGGAAAUUUAUAAAUACAGAUUGGGUGGAUCACACUCUCCACAUACGGACUUCUAUGAUGAGAACCAUAUUGAAGAACAUGAAACUGAAGGAAAUAGAAUUGCCAUCGCAAUGAUUUUUUUGAGAGCAACAAAAAGAGGAGGCGGAUUUGCAAUGCCCAGGCUAAAUAUAUAUGUUGAGCCAAUACCUGGAAGUCUUUUAGUUUGGUAUAAUGUAGAUAACUAUGGAAGAAACGAUGAGGACACAGUGCAUGGUGGUUGCCCUGUAUACCAGGGUACUAAAAUGAUUGCUAUUACCGAGUACAAUGCACUCCUACAGAAAGAUGUUUGUCCAAAAAUCUAUUAAAGAAUACAAAAUGCAAUAAAAUUGUUUUUGUCUCUUACUUAACAUCUUUGUUGCUUAUGGUCCAUGAUCUGGCAUGGGUGUACUGUAUAUUCUCUGUAUAUUCCUCUGUUUUCAUAUAAUGUAUCAUUAUAUAAUUUAUUGUUUGAAAUAUACAUAUAAUUAUA